GUGCUUGGUUCGUGUAAGCUCUCUUUUUUGUCUGCUUUUCUGAAGAUUACUUCAAAGCCACGGUUGUCUGCAAAGAUGCUUCUCAACUCCCUCGCAUUACUGGCAUGUGCCAGUUGUGCUCUUGCCCAUGGUGACCACGGCCAGGAUCAGACCCCCAUCUCGGGGCCACACAAGUCUCUGUGGUACAACACUCUGCCUGGUGAUGGCGGCACGCAGGCCGAUUCAGUUUUCUCCGGGAUCUCGACUUUUGGCCGUCUGCCAUACUUUCCCUGCCUCGCCAGUGACGAGGAGAAAUAUGACAUUGCAUUCCUAGGCGCUCCCUUCGACACAGGCACAUCGUACAGACCAGGAGCUCGGUUUGGACCAAGCGGGAUCAGACAAGGUUCUCGACGCCUCAAUCUCUAUGGCGGGUACAAUGUGCCCAUGAAAUCCAACCCGUUCAACUUCUGGGGCAAAGUCAUCGACUGCGGCGACAUCCCCGUGACUUCCUACGACAACCACUACGCGCUGCAGCAAAUCGAAGACGGACACAACACCCUCCUCACCCGCACACCGUUCACGGCCGCCGACGAGCCCGGUAUCAGCAAAACCGGCAAGACACUCCCUCGCGUGAUAACACUCGGAGGGGACCAUACCAUCACCUUGCCGCUGCUGCGCAGCAUCAAUAAAGCCUACGGACCGAUCUCGGUGAUCCACUUCGACUCUCACCUGGAUACCUGGAAGCCCAAGGUCUUCGGUGGUGCGCCUUCCAAGCAAGCAGCCAUCAACCACGGCACGUAUUUCUACUGGGCCAACGAAGAAGGACUGCUCGCCAACGACAGCAGCAUCCACGCAGGCAUCCGGACGACACUUAGUGGCCCGUCGGACUACGAGAAUGACGGAUACUGCGGCUUCACGCGCGUCGAAGCCCGCGAGAUCGACACCAUCGGCAUGCACGGGAUCAUCAAACGUAUCAAGGAACGCGUCGGCACCAAGAACCCCGUGUAUUUGUCCAUCGACAUUGACACUCUGGACCCCGCGUUCGCUCCCGCAACCGGCACGCCUGAGACCGGAGGCUGGACCACACGAGAGCUGCGCACCAUCAUCCGGGGGCUCGAGGGGAUCAACUUCGUCGCGGCGGACAUCGUCGAGGUUGCCCCUGCGUAUGACACCAAUGCCGAGCUGACCACAAUGGCGGCGGCGGAUGUCCUCUAUGAGGUUAUGACGUUGAUGGUCAAGAAGGGGCCCUUGACGGUCAACGCGACGCAAGCGGAGUAUGUGCCGGAAAUGAUUGAGAGUGAGUUGUAGAGAUACACUUGGCCGAGGAAGCAGAGGGAGAGAAAGCCAAGUCGAGCAAAGUAGGUAGUCAGCUUCGGCCCGUAUAGCCCUACCUAGGUAAACAAGAAGGGGAACGGGAAGAAAAGGUGUCAAGCGCCAUACAAUGCCAAAUCUAGGGACCGUACAGACCAGCA
Messenger RNA from Exophiala xenobiotica, 1451 nucleotides. Its product is annotated as agmatinase. The record is from RefSeq and is a predicted model, not a curated record. Bases 76 to 1287 code for a protein of 403 amino acids. Lineage: Eukaryota; Fungi; Ascomycota; Eurotiomycetes; Chaetothyriales; Herpotrichiellaceae. The transcript has 6 exons. Gene Ontology annotation, molecular function: agmatinase activity; metal ion binding.